CCCAGUUUCUUCACUGCUUGCUGAAGAACCAACUCCUACAAAUUGCUCAUACAACGCCUCUAUUUAUCUCGAAAAAAUCAAAGGAAGCAAUGUUAAGAGCUUGUCAUCUCCCACCAAUAGCAACUCCAGCUCUGUGUGCUCUUAGACUCUCUUUGAUUCCUUCUCUCCAUCUCUCUCCACCUUCAAACCUUCACAAGGCCUCAACAUUAGCACCAUUUCAAACUUCUGUCAUUCAAACCUUCAUACCCACUUCGCCUUAUCUUUCUCCUUGGAGCUUGAAGCGGGUCUUUCCCAUGCAUCCAUGCCCCAAGGGCGCAGCUUCAUUUAGUGCUGGGAGUAACUCUGAAGGCAGCAGGGAGAUAUUGGUGCAACACUUGCUUGUUAAAGAAGAUGACCAAAAGCUUUUGUUGGAUAUUCAGCAGAGAGUUUCAGGAGGUGAAGACCUUAGUGAUCUUGCUGUGGAGCACUCAAUUUGUCCAUCUAAAGAAGAGGGAGGAAUGCUUGGUUGGGUGAGAAAGGGGCAAAUGGUGCCGGAGUUUGAGGAGGCUGCAUUUAAUGCACCUUUAAACAAAGUUGUAAGGUGUAAAACAAAAUUUGGAUGGCACUUGUUGCAAGUUCUCUCUGAGAGGGAAGGAUCCUUACUCCAAGAUAUUCAAACCGAGGAGUUUCAUGCAAAAAUGCAAGAUCCCAAUUUCUUGGAAGAGGCACAAUUGAUUGAUGUUCGAGAACCUGAUGAAGUGGCCCGAGCUUCUUUGCCAGGUUUUCAGGUUUUUCCUCUCCAACAAUUUGGAAUCUGGGGACCUGAGAUAACUACCAAGUUGGAUCCUCAAAAGGAUACUUAUGUUAUGUGUCACCAUGGCAUGCGAUCAUUACAAGUUGCCAAGUGGUUGCAGACACAGGGUUUUAAAAGAAUAUUUAAUGUAUCCGGGGGAAUCCAUGCAUAUGCUGUCAAGGCUGAUCAGUCCAUUCCUACUUAUUGAGAAUAUACAUUCGCCUUCCAUCAAAGGAGUGGCCUUUUUCACCUUCAUUGGUUCUCUCUCUCUCUCUCCCCCUCCCCCCAUUCUAAAUACAUGUUCUGAAAUUUUGUCAACAUCCCUUAUAAAGUAAUAAUUUAUGCAGUCACUCAUUUCUUUUAA
Molecule: messenger RNA, 1136 nt
Organism: Quercus robur (English oak)
Lineage: Eukaryota; Viridiplantae; Streptophyta; Magnoliopsida; Fagales; Fagaceae
Product: rhodanese-like/PpiC domain-containing protein 12, chloroplastic
Exons: 8
Coding region: 90-980 (296 amino acids)
Molecular function (GO): peptidyl-prolyl cis-trans isomerase activity
Source: RefSeq, a predicted model, not a curated record